This is a messenger RNA of Gongylonema pulchrum, 537 nucleotides long. NCBI's taxonomy places the organism in Eukaryota, Metazoa, Nematoda, Chromadorea, Rhabditida, Gongylonematidae. The record is from the annotation of a GenBank genome assembly.
AUGCCGCUGCAGAUGGUCCUUUCGAAUGUGCUCAGUGUUAUCACUUAUAUGGCAGCAAUAUGGACUUGUAGCAUCAUAUCGAAGGCAAGUGUCAUCAGCAGGCCAAAGCGAAUCAUCCUUUCGGCCAAGAACAUGACACUGAAUGCUGGAAGGAUCAAGUUAUCUAAUGAAGCAUUCGUUGCGCAGAAUGUCACUAUCAAAGCUGAUGUUUUCUCACUUUCGAAUUCUGACCAAGGAGAGCAAAUUGACAAGCGGAAGAAAGUGAAACCACCGUAUGAGCUUAUCAGCAAUCCAGAUUUAAGUUCAUCUAUUAACAAAUCAGUUAAUCCAUGUGACGAUUUCUAUCAUUAUGUGUGCGAUGGAUGGAUUGCCUCACACAAAAUGCUGCCGUACGAAUCGUCUAUUGAUCAAUUUGACCUGAACGAGCGAAAACUGAAGAAACAGGUGAAAUGUAAGGAUUUGUUAAUGAUUCGCGUCCUGCUCUGGUCAUGGCCCACGUGUGAUGUUGCCGCACCGCUCACGACUUUGACGCAAUAA